This is a messenger RNA of Puma concolor (puma), 3651 nucleotides long. NCBI's taxonomy places the organism in Eukaryota, Metazoa, Chordata, Mammalia, Carnivora, Felidae. The record is from RefSeq and is a predicted model, not a curated record.
AUGCAGAGACCCUCGAUUCGAGAAAAGCCCAUGGCGGCGGGAAGGGAAAACUUGUUUAUAAUUCCCACCGUGAGCCCGAAAGCGCGGAAGAGCUUUCUGCGGUCCCAGAUCUUGGGAAACAAAUUUAUUUUAGAACAAAGUAGCUCUUGUGAUGUUCGAAUUGAGGUCUCCAGGAACAGCAUCCCUGUUCUUAUCCUCCUCGCUAGACCUUCAGAGCAGAAGCAAAAAACAGAGCUGUCAGAAGUAGUUCUUGAUCCUCCCUGCUCAGAUUUGGAGAUGUUGCCACAUCCAGAAGCCACCACACUGUGUGAUGGUGGGGGAUCUGGGCCACCUUUGAGAAGAGGGAGCUGGGGUGGCCCAGAAGUAUGUUGCCCAGGAACUUGCACUUGUGAGGGUGAGAUCUGGGGACUCUUAGAAGCUGUAAAGAAAUUGGAUGUUAGUGGUGACUUGUCAGGUGACACCUAUUUUGUGGCAGAGCCAGGAGGAAAACACAGUGCAGUUCACUUUCUCACUGGCCUCCCAGCUGAGUCUGCACAGCCCUCUGCACUUUCCCAAGAGCAGCAGCAUGAACGCAUCUCAGGUAUCAGUGUCAUUCAAGGACGUGACUGUGGAGGUCACCCAGGAGGAGUGGCACCAGAUGGACCCUGCUCAAAGAACCCUAUACAGAGAUGUGAUGCUGGAGAACUACAGCCACCUGGUCUCAUUGGGGAAACUUUCAGUUCUCAGUCGGCUUUCAGUCUACAUCAGAGAAUUCCCAGGAAACAAAAACAGUAUGAGAGCAAUGAAUGUCAAGAAUCUUUCUCUAGAAGUUCAUCCCUCAUUGUACAUCAAAGAACUCACACAAGUGAGAAGCCCUAUGAAUGUAAUGAAUGUGGGACAGCUUUUUCCAGGAAAUCAUCCCUAGUAGGGCAUCAGAGAAAACACAGAGCAGGGAAACCCUAUGAAUGUAAAGGAUGCAGGAAAGCUUUUACCUAUAUGGCAUGCCUCAUAGUGCAUCAGACGAUUCACACAGGGGAGAAACCCUAUGAAUGUAAUGAAUGUGGGAAAACUUUCACCCAGAAGUCAAGCCUUGGAAUACAUCAGAGAACUCACACAGGAGAGAAACUCUAUGAAUGUAAUGAAUGUGGGAAGUCUUUCAGCCAUAAGGCAAGCCUAGGAAUGCAUCAGAGAACUCACACAGGGGAAAAUCUAUAUGAAUAUAAUGAAUGUGGGAAAACUUUCACCUGCAUGUCGCACCUUAGAAGACAUGAGAGAACUCAUACAGGGAGGAAGCCCUAUCGGUGUAUAGAAUGUGGGAAAACUUUCCUCUGGGAGAAAAUCCUGAAGAUACAUUGGAGAAUUCACACAGGGGAGAAACCUUAUGCAUGUAAUGAAUGUGGGAGAGCUUUUACCUACAUGUCACAACUCAGAGCACAUCAGAAAAAGCACACAGGGCAGAAACCCCAUGAAUGUAAUGAGUGUGGGAAGGCUUUCACCCGGAGGUCAAGCCUUGCAAUACAUCAGAGAACUCACACAGGGGAGAAACCCUAUGAAUGUAAUGAAUGUGGGAAAGCUUACAGCUGGAAGUCUAGCCUUGAACUACAUCAGAGAACUCACACAGGGGAGAAGCUCUAUGAAUGUAAUGAAUGUCAGAAAGCUUUCACCCAGAAGUCAAGCCUUGUAAUACAUCGGAAAAGUCACACAGGGGAAAAACCCUAUAAAUGUAAUGAGUGUGGGAAAGCUUACACCUGGAAGUCAAGUCUUGAACUACAUCAGAGAACUCACACAGCAGACAGACUCCACAAAUGUAAUGAAUGUGGGAAAGCUUUCACCUGCAUGUCACGCCUCCGAGGACAUCAGAAAAUCCACACAGGAGAGAAACCUUAUGAAUGUAUAGAAUGUGGGAAAACCUUCCUCUGGAAGUCAUUCCUGAGAAUACAUCAGAGAAUUCACACAGGAGAGAAACCCUAUGAAUGUAAUGUAUGUCGGAAAGCUUAUACCUGGAAGUCAAACCUUGAACUACAUCAGAGAACUCACACAGGGGAGAAGCCCCAUGAAUGUAAUCACUGUGGGAAGACUUUCACCCAGAAGUCAAGCCUUAUAAUACAUCAGAGAACUCACACAGGGGAGAAACCCUAUGAAUGUAAUGAAUGUGGAAAAGCUUACACUUGCAUGUCACGCCUCAGAGGACAUCAGAGAAUUCACACAGGGGAGAAACUUUAUGAGUGUAUUGAAUGUGGUAAAACUUUCAUCUGGAAGUCAAUCCUGAGAAUGCACUGGAGGAGGCAUACACAGGAGAAGCCAUAUGAAUGUAAUGAAUGUGGGAGAGCUUUCACGUACAAAUACCACUUUAGAAUACAUCAGAGAAUUCACACUGGGGAGAAACCCUAUAAAUGUAAUGAGUGUGGGAAAGCUUACACCCAGAAGUCAAGCCUCCGAGGACAUCAGAAAAUCCACACAACGAAGCAACCCUAUAAAUGUAUAGAAUGUGGGAAAACAUUCCUCUGGAAGUCAUUGCUGAGAACACAUCAGAGGAGGCAUACACAGGAGAAGCCCUAUGAAUGUAAUGAGUGUGGGAAAGGUUAUACCUGGAAGUCAAGCCUUGAACUACAUCAGAGAACUCACACAGGUGAAAAACCUCAUGAAUGUAAUGACUGUGGGAAGACUUUCACCCAGAAGUCAAGCCUUAUAAUACAUCAGAGAACUCACACAGGGGAGAAACCCUAUAAAUGUGUUGAGUGUGAGAAGAGUUUUGUUCGGAAAUCGGUUCUCAUAGCACAUCAGAGAAUGCAUAUGGCCAUCUUUUGUCCUCAUGAGGAGGAAGGGAGCACUUUGGGACCUCUUAUAAAGGACACAAAUGCAGUUCACGAGGACUUUGCUCUCAGUACUACCAUCUUUCAAGGGCCUCCACUUCAAAAUACCAGCACAUUGGGGAUUAGAUACACCCCUCCACCCCCAGAGCUCUGCCAAGUAGGAGUCAGGAUGGCAGCCACUGUGGUUCUUGAAGACGAAGGGAAGGACUCCAGACCCCAGGAAGGAGGUGGCCCUGAAGGACACUGGCUCGUGUGCAGUGAGCGCGUUGGCACAGGAGGGACUCAAGUUCUCUCUGCCUUUGGGUCAGGCUAUGACCCCCACCGAAGGGCUCAGGCCCGGGGGAGUGCGCCGCCUGCUGGUCUGGUCAGACCAGGCCGGACCGCAAACAAGCCGCGCCCCCUGGUUCUCUGCGCCAGGGGUACUGGCGUUCGACGUCCAACUCCGGAAGUCCGCUGGGCCCAGCCCGUGAAGAAGGGUUGCAGUCAGAAACUCAGGGAUACUAGGGAGAGACUCUGCUAUGGGCCCCGCCUCCCACACGAACGCGGUGCGCAGCGGCCAAGGUGUCAAGGGGACAGCACGGCCCGGCCUCUGAGAACUAUGCCCGGUGAAUACCCCGGCGGCGGGCCCUGCGCCACGACUGUCCACACGCUCCGCAGCCCCGCUCAGGCCAGGAGCCCAGGAGGCGUCUCCGUGGGCCAGCGGCGCCCUGGCCUUCGUUUGGCCCUCCGGGUCUCCGUCCCAGCACAGCGGUUGGCGCGAGUUGGGGACGGCCGGGGGCGUGACACUCGUCAGCACGAACCGCGAGCACAGCGCGAGGAGCACUUCAAUCUAAGGCCCCCGAGGAUAGGCCGGAACUAA